This is a messenger RNA of Belonocnema kinseyi, 683 nucleotides long. RefSeq lists its product as uncharacterized. Lineage: Eukaryota; Metazoa; Arthropoda; Insecta; Hymenoptera; Cynipidae. Bases 46 to 633 code for a protein of 195 amino acids. The record is from RefSeq and is a predicted model, not a curated record. The transcript has 3 exons.
AAUAAUUUUUUUCUCAUCAAUUUAUUUAAUAAAAAAUUUACGAAGAUGGAUUUUGUUCAACAAGUGCAAAAAAUAGUAACAGAUUUAGGACAACUUAUUGCUCAGACUGUUGAAGAAAAAUUGGAGGAAUUUUCCAAAUUUGAUGAAAAGGCUGCUUCAACAGUAUCAUCAACGUUUGAUGAGCUGAGAGAAAAGGCGAAUGAGUUAUCAAACGCGAAUGCAAAAUUUAAGUCACUUAUCGAGGAAAAGGAGGCUGAGAUUCUGAAGAUACAAUCAAAUAUGAAAAACAAUUUAGUCGAGUGCUACGAGAAAAAUUCCAAAUCUGUUAAAAAAUUAGAGAAAGAACGUAACGAUAUUCACGAGGAAGCUGCUAAAUUAAAAACAGAGGCUCAGAAAAUGAUAGGAGAUUGUCUGACAAAUGAAAAUAGAGAAAAAUGUUUUCAAAAAGGUUUUUCUCAAAUAGAAAAAAAGGCUCAAAAAUUAUUGAAAAACUUCCAGGAUUUAGUGAAAAAAGAAACUAAUGCGAGGGUCGAAUGUACGAAACGUAUACUUGAAUGUGAUAAGAAAGCUGUGGAUACUGCUGAAAAAAAAGUUUCGAAAAUAAUAGACGAGAUUACGAAAGCUUCAAGAUAAAAAUAUUCAGGUUGCCGAAGGUCAAAGAAAACUUGAAAAUAAAGAAGAAG